Oncorhynchus tshawytscha (Chinook salmon) is the source of this 910-nucleotide messenger RNA. Its product is annotated as golgin subfamily A member 7-like. Gene Ontology annotation, biological process: protein targeting to membrane; peptidyl-L-cysteine S-palmitoylation; Golgi to plasma membrane protein transport. The record is from RefSeq and is a predicted model, not a curated record. Lineage: Eukaryota; Metazoa; Chordata; Actinopteri; Salmoniformes; Salmonidae. The transcript is spliced from 6 exons. Gene Ontology annotation, cellular component: palmitoyltransferase complex; Golgi stack. The coding region runs from base 138 to 569 and encodes 143 amino acids.
UUUUUUGUUCGUUAUUCCUACAGAGUGCAUUGCAGUUUGCUGCUACGGAACCUCGUGAAUUGGACAACUUGUAUCCGGACACAUUAGUUGCUGUACUCAGUUUAGAGCUUGCGGAAGGUAAACAGAGAGCUGUCAACAUGGCUGAGACUCACAGCUUGCAGGAUAUGAGGCAGCAGGCGGCUAUCGCUGCCAAAGUGUUCAUCCAGAGAGACUACACCAAUGGCACUGUCUGCCAGUUUCAGACCAAGUUCCCUUCUGAACUGGAGACCAGGAUUGACAAGCAGCAGUUUGAGGAGACGGUGAGGACGCUGAACAACCUGUAUGCUGAGGCAGAGAAGCUGGGAGGCUCGUCGUAUCUGGAGGGCUGUCUGGCCUGCCUCACAGCUUACACGAUCUUCCUCUGUAUGGAGACACACUACGAGAAGGUUUUGAAGAAGAUUGCUAAGUUCAUCCAGGAGCAGAAUGAUAAGAUCUAUGCUCCACGAGGUCUGCUCCUCACUGACCCUAUUGAGAGAGGCCUCAGAGUUGUUGAAGUAACCAUCUUUGAAGACAGGAGCCUGGGCAGAUAAAAUCUACAGUACUAUGAUCCCAGACUGACUGGACAAGAGCUCUUGAGGGGCUGGUUCUAUCUGGUUCUGGCUCUGCUCAGCAUCACCUGGGGCCUCAUUUAUCAAAGGUGCGUUCGCACAAAAAAUUGUCUAAACCUUGCGUAUGCCAGUUUUCCCUCAAAUGUUGGUAUUUAUCCAUUUUGAACUUGAAGGGAAAGUGUGCUUAUCUCCACGAAAAUCUCAGACCAGCCGUACGCACAACUUCUAGUGGUAGAUCAACAUGUAUCGCAAGCAAAUAUUGUUAUUUUGAGAAAAAAUGUAGGUGUUUGAUGCACAAGAAUUAUAAUAAUGGUAGGCUAAUA